This is a messenger RNA of Humulus lupulus (European hop), 338 nucleotides long. Its product is annotated as probable sucrose-phosphate synthase. The record is from RefSeq and is a predicted model, not a curated record. NCBI's taxonomy places the organism in Eukaryota, Viridiplantae, Streptophyta, Magnoliopsida, Rosales, Cannabaceae. Bases 4 to 267 code for a protein of 87 amino acids. The transcript has 3 exons.
AUAAUGGGAAACCGUGACAAUAUUGACGAAAUGCCUAGCACAAAUAGCUCUGUGCUUCUUUCAAUUCUUAAGUUGAUUGACAAAUAUGAUCUAUAUGGUCAAGUUGCAUAUCCUAAAUGUCAUAAGCAAUCUGAUGUCCCUGAAAUCUAUCGUCUAGCAGCAAAAACAAAGGGUGUUUUCAUAAAUCCAGCCUUCAUUGAGCCAUUUGGACUUACUUUAAUUGAGGUUAUUACUCUUGAGGAUGUAAUAAAGGGAAUUAAGGUAUAAAAUUGCUUGAACUCUUAUUUAUUAUGGCAACUUUCCUUAACCAAAUUUCUAUGGUCUAUUAUUGUUGCAGA